UCCAAGCUUGCAUCCCACUGUUUGUUUGACUGCUGCCCUGAUGGGAAAGAGACACAACAUGGGAUCGAGUGCAGAGAGGCCAAAGACUAAAGGUUUGGUGGAAAUCAUAGGGUUGACAGAGACAUUUACAUUUAAUCCUAAAGAGGGAAUAGACAACCCAGUGAUGGUAUUCACAGAUGAUGCAGACUCUGUGUCGAAACCCAGCCCACGUCUGUGUGUUCUCAAACGUGAGGAGGGGGAGUCCUAUGGCUUUAAUUUGCGAGUGGAGAGGGGGCGCCAGGGUCACAUCAUCCGAAAUUUGGUGGUAGGGGGAGUGUCGGGGUGCAGUGGCCUGCAAGAUGGAGACAGACUUCUGGAAGUCAACAACUGCUAUGUUGACGAUGUUCCUCACACUGAAGUGUCCAGGAAGAUAAAGCUAAGUGGACACCAGUUGUGUUUACUAGUGUUGAAUGGGGAGGAGUAUGAGCAGGCUGUGUCACAAGGUCAAGAUCUCAGAAGUCUGGCCAGAGCACACAAGGACGAGGGCUGUAAACCCCCCAGACUCUGCCACAUCACCAGGGACCCUGCCUCAGGUCUGGGCAUCAGCUUCUUACCCGUGGAAGGAGAGAAAGGUCACUUCUCAGUGAGCCUGGUGUCCGGAGGUGCAGCUGAAAAGGCCGGAGUGUGUAAGGGAGAUCGUCUGGUGUGGAUGAAUGGAGGGACAGUGUGCGACCUCACACACUCUGCACUCAACAGGAUGAUGAAAAAAUGUGGCAAUCACAUCACCAUCCUGGUGAUUGACAGCGAGAGUGAGAAGAGCUACAUGCGGCGGAGGAUGCCCAUCCUACCCACCAUGGCUGUUCCACAUAACCUGCCUCAUAGAGCCAGGAAACUCCUCCUGGUCUCAGGGCCUGAGGGCUACGGCUUCCUCCUUCGGCUGGAGAGGGCGCCAUCAGGACGCAUGUCUCAUGUUCUGCGAGAGAUGGACAGAUACAGUCCAGCAGAGACGGCAGGUAUGCAGGACGGAGAGCUGCUGCUGGAGAUCAAUGCCGAGUCUAUGGAGACGCUGAAUCAUGAAGAGGUCGUGGACAGAGUGAUCCAGAGUGGACAGCAGGUUUCCCUCACCACCAUCACGUCACAGGGGCUGGAGUUUUACACCAAGUUGGGUCUGUCCCCUCUUCUCUUCUGUGAAGAUGAUGGUGCUGAGAAAGAAAAGGAGAGCGGGGAAGCAUCACAGAAGGAAAUAGAAGGCUUGUGCAAGCCCAGACUCUGUUCUCUCCGAAAAGGCCCUUUGGGGUUUGGCUUUAAUCUGGGUUGUGUCCUACAGAGACCAGGGACCUUCAUCAGCCAGGUGGCUAUCGGUGGCUUGGGGCAGAGUGCAGGACUUAUCGAGGGAGAUGUGGUGAUUGAAGUGAAUGGACAAAAUGUGGAGGAGAAAUAUCUGGAGGAUGUUAUGAUAGUCGUGAGGGAUGGAGGGCAUUUUCUUUCAUUAUUAGUCAUGGAAAAGACUAGUUAUAACAAGAUGAGGCAGACAGACACACCAGCCAAUCAUGUCACUGCAGAGGUAAAAAAAAACAUUAUAUACAACAAAGUCUGUUAACACAUUUAUCACUAUUACAAAUACCACUAUCUUUACUAUAUUAUCUUAUUUGCAUCUCAGCAGGAAAAGGAAGACUUAUCAUCUUUGUGAGCACUGACGACACAUGAUUCUGAAGAAAUUCUCACCAUACAUCUGUCGAGGAGACUUCAAGCUGAACUGGACAGAAGAAGAAAAACAUAAACUAAAAUUAUUAUUAUAUUUGCAAAGAUGACCUUAUCACUGGGUUUCACGAUAGAAACAAGAAGAUGAACAUUAAGUCUUAGCAACAACUACCACUUAUUGUGUCAGUCAGGUAAAAUGCAGAGUAAAUAAAAUGCUCCACAGCCUAAAGGAACAUAAACUAAUAUUGUUAUUGCACUGAGAUGAAUGGAAACCAGUGGCUGUGUGUACGCAUUAAAACAUUGGGGAAAAAUAAUAAAACUACUACUCUUUAGAAAAUGAACACUGGCAAUGUAAAUUAUUGCUAAUAAAUGGGCAAAAACAUUUGUUAUAGCUCUGGACUAUGUCAAUUUUGUGUUGAUUGCAUUGUUGUGAAUGGGAGAGGAAGGUUAUGUGUUAUGUGUACCACCUAUUAUGUAUAAAUAAGAAAUUAAAUGUGUAUUGUUGAUCCCAACUAUCUAUUGUUGACAUUUUUAUUGUCUUCCCUGUUUCUAAAUAUUCACAGUGCUAUGUUGAACUCCCAAAAAUGUGGAAAAUGUAUUGAAACAUGCAUGAUACAAGAUUCUAGAUAACAAUGAAAGUGGUAAUGUGCAUGAUGAUGUCUGUGUUUUAUGUAACCACAUUUUGAAUAUUUAAUGCAUCUGUGAUCUGAUGGAGGGAUCUGAUGAUCAUGCCCUGGGGGGGACAUGUACCUUCUCCAAUCUUAGCAAAGUGAGCUGGUUGGUACUUUUAUCCAGUUGCCAGUUAUGUGAUCUUGAAAGCUGUAUGCCCAGAAUGGUUCUCAUAAAUCCUCUUAGUGAAUAGACAAUGUUUAAACAUGAAUUAAUAUUGUAAUAAAAUGUCUAUCGUG
Molecule: messenger RNA, 2588 nt
Organism: Hippoglossus stenolepis (Pacific halibut)
Lineage: Eukaryota; Metazoa; Chordata; Actinopteri; Pleuronectiformes; Pleuronectidae
Gene: nherf4b
Product: PDZ domain containing 3b
Exons: 11
Coding region: 41-1579 (512 amino acids)
Biological process (GO): protein localization to plasma membrane
Cellular component (GO): apical plasma membrane
Molecular function (GO): protein-membrane adaptor activity; protein binding
Source: RefSeq, a predicted model, not a curated record